Messenger RNA from Babesia bigemina, 1617 nucleotides. Its product is annotated as Eukaryotic translation initiation factor. Bases 1 to 1617 code for a protein of 538 amino acids. Gene Ontology annotation, molecular function: tRNA binding; translation initiation factor activity; mRNA binding. Lineage: Eukaryota; Apicomplexa; Aconoidasida; Piroplasmida; Babesiidae. The record is from RefSeq and is a predicted model, not a curated record. The transcript is spliced from 6 exons. Gene Ontology annotation, cellular component: cytosolic small ribosomal subunit. Gene Ontology annotation, biological process: translational initiation.
AUGGACGCCGUCUCUGAGGCGGUGGCUUCACUCACUGUGCGCGAUCCUGCGCGCUCUGGCCGCGACUGGUACAUCAUCGCCCACAGCAAGAAGGCACAGUUGUACCGCUUCUCGCCGCGCGGCGAGUCUUCGUCAGGUACUCGCUUGGUGUGGGAGGAAAAUGAUAUCACGCACUGCUACCCGAGCCACAGCGGCGCCGAGGUUUGCAUCGGCCGCGCCGGUUCUUCGACUCUGGAAAUCGUGGAAACCUUCACCCGAUCGGUGAGGACGUCCAUCGCGCUGCCCGCUGAUUGCACACUUUCGGGCGCGCUGUUCAGUCCUAAGGACACGUAUCUGGUGGUGCACACCGCGUGGGCGGAGCACAACCCCAACAACCUGGUGAUAUACCUCUUGGACGGCUCUGAGGCCAGGCCUGUCUACUCGAUCCCCUACACUAAAUCGUAUUGCGUGAAGCGAUACCCCAUCUGGACUCCGUGCGAGUCCUUUUGCGUCCUGCGCGUUGGCAGCGAGCUGGUGGUGUGGAAGGACGGCGACUUCAAUGCCGAGGGGUCGGUCGGCAAGAUCUGCCUGCCUGGCGGCGCCGAGGCGCCUCAGGCGUUCCCCACCAACUCGAUCAUAUCAGUAUCCCCGAUGAGCAAAAAGGGGACCUGCUUCAUUGCGCUCUUCCUGCCGAACCAGCAGAAGUUCGCCGACGGUGUGGUGAAGAUCUUCUCGUCGGCUGAUCUGCAGACGCCAGUGUUCGAGCAACUGUUUUCGUCCGCGGAGGAGGGGGAGUUUUUCUGGAACCGGCUUGGGACGGCUGCGAUACUCCGCACGUUCACCAACCACGUGAAGGGCCUACAGUCUUACUACGGCGGCAACGGGCUCUUUUUGAUUCACCCCAUGAAGCGCUACUACAAGACCAUGAUGGAACCCAGCAAGGGUCUGGCUCACGACGUGUCGUGGUCGCAGUCGGGCAACGACGUGAUCAUCGUGAAGGGCAACAUGCCGUCCGAGCUGGAUAUGUACGACGGAAACAACGGCAAUAAGUCGCUGACGUUCGGCCGGAGCAACCGCAACACGAUCCGGCGUGACCCCUUCGACCGUCUGAUGCUGGUCGCCGGUUUCGGUAACUCGAGCGGCGACAUCGACAUUUGGGACCUAAAGAAACGGUGCAAGAUCGCGCAGAGCAAGUCUAAUUGCGCCGUGUUCUGCGAGUUUUCGCCGGACGGCCGGUACUUCGUCACCGCGACUACGGUGCCGCGCAUGAAGGUGGACAACUGCUUCAAGAUUUUCAGCUACGGCGGCAAGCUGGUUCACAAGGUCGACCUGGAUGGCCUCGCGCUCGUGAGUCUGUGCGCCCCCGGCGCGACGUUCUCCGAGCGUGAGCCGUCGCCCGGUGCGUGCUCUCUGCAGCAGACCGUGACCAAGUCGCUGUACCGUCCGCCAGGGUCGCGCGGCGACGGCUCGGCCGCUGUGCACAUGCGCGUGGACACUCAGACGCUGGUGGCCACCCCCGUCACCCGCAAGGACAGCGUCGUCCUCAAGGGCCCCCCCGGCGCCGACUUGACCCUGCUGAACGCCGCCGCCAAGGUCAGCCGCAAGAAGAAGGCGCAGAAAGGAGCUGCAACGAAUUGA